Molecule: messenger RNA, 9602 nt
Organism: Toxorhynchites rutilus septentrionalis
Lineage: Eukaryota; Metazoa; Arthropoda; Insecta; Diptera; Culicidae
Exons: 17
Coding region: 5825-8725 (966 amino acids)
Source: RefSeq, a predicted model, not a curated record
UUCGUUCGCUGAGAUUAAAGCCCUACUUUUUUGACGAUAUUUUCGGCCAAUAGUUAGAAUUUCAUGGAAAUAAUAUCUUUUAAAAAUCCACGUACGCUAUGAUACUGAAAUGUCUUCACAUGUUUCAUAAUGUCUUCAAAAUGUCUUCACAAAAUCAAAUGUCUUCAAAAUGAAAACAUGUCUUCUAACAUGGCAUUUCUGGUGCGCCGCAUAGUGGAAGAGAGACGACAUCGCUAGAAAAUAUUGCCUGACUAAUUUCCCACAACGAUGAGAAUUUAAAAUUUACAUUAAUUUGUUUUUUUUAAACGUUGAAUAAAAGUAAAAUGUCAAAUAAAUGAUUCCCUGGUUAUUUUUCAUUGAAAGGGUAAAAGGUAAAUUUCAUUGUGGUACAUAACAUUCUAACGCAAAACUUAGUACUACAAAGUUAUAGCUAAAUUUAUUCAAAAAUUACCAAAUAGCCCCGCUCUACCCUAUGGUAUAUGCCCCUUUUCUUCUACUGCGCUUCAAGUUCAUCUACUGCUCAUUUGUGAAGGAUUAAAGUUUUAGCCAUAGUGAGAUAGGUGCUAAUCAGGAAUAACUUGUGUGAUGAAAUUUAUAAUACUGAUCGGCCUUAAUCAAACCUUCUUAGACUCCAGAGUAGCUUUUUCAAGAUGUUGAAGUUUGGGUCUUGUUAGAGCUCCGCAAUUGCAGAGCAAAUGUUUCGAGGUUUCGCUCUCUCCAAUUUUUUGGAGUGUUUUCGACCAUUUUACUGGAUUAUGUAUUUUGCACACUUUUCUAAUUAUAUUUCUAAUCAAAAACUCUGUUUGCGCAUUGUGUUGCGUUUGUUGAUGUGUCCAAUUACAGGUCACAAUCGCCUCCAAUACGACACUGAGUGGUGCCUCGGUAUGUGCAAUUAGAGGCAAAUUAAUAUAUUUGCUCGGACAGUGCUCUGUUAUAAGCCCAGUAGAUCUGCUGAGUUUUUUUUUAUUAAAACGUAGCAAUUAAAGAGUAACUUUAAUAUUCGGAGUGAUAUUUUUUUUGACAGGUUAAAUUGUACAGCCAUCCAAUUGGCCAUCACUUCUCGGUCUGCCCAUUACUUCAGUUCACUCUUCAAAACACAGUCAGAAAUUCUACAGAAUGGUUCUGGGCCAGUGAAGAGUGACCCUAUACCGCAAUGGUCAGGAAUCCAGUACAGUUGUACCGAACUUAUCUAACUUUGCAUUCCCAAAAAAAAAAUUGUGAUGAGCACGGGAAAACAUUGAGAGCUUUAAGCACCGCUUGACUGUCUGCAGUGUUAGUUAGAAUGUUAGAAUGUCUACAAUUUAUUCUGAGGCAGACAUUUAUACCUUCUAUUAUUGUAGCUAUUUCUGCAGCUUUACAGGAAUUCUCUUGAUUACCUUCUUGAAUUUCCUAUAGCUCCGCCUCCGGUCUUAUUAAUGUUACAGGAAUUCUCUCGGUUACCCUCUCAGGAUUCCCAAUGAUAAUACUCCGCUGUCGCGAUUCGAUCGCGAUAAAAAGCAAGUACGAAAAUAAUAUUUAGAAUAUUUAGCAGGUUCAAUGAACUUUACAGAUUUCCUUUCUAUGGUUUCCUGAACAUAUUUGAUUGAAGAUAUAAUUUCGUUUCGUUGAGUGGUCGAUAGGUCGCGUUUACAUGAUCACAUUUCUUACCUCAGUGAAUCCUGACUCUUACCUCUCCCUACUAACAACUAGGUGAAGUGGGGGAAAAGUGGUCACCCGCAGGAACAUGCCCAUUUCUUGUGUCCACAUACCACUACAAUCCGUUUUUCAAAGAAUACUGUAGCUAAACUUCUUAUUGUUCAAGAUAGUUGUUGAAAAAGUUGAAAAAUCUAACAUUUUUUUAGUGAGGAGGUAAAGUGAUCACCUGUGGGGGGAAAAGUGGCCACUCGCACCUGCACAUGCACACCUCAUGUACAAAUUUGUUUAAAUCAUUAUUGAAAUAGUGGGUACAUGUAUGAAAUGACCUAGGCCUAUUUACCUAGAGUCGUUAUUGAAAUUUUGCUCAUACGUACAAAAACGUAGUAGGAAACACACAACGUAGUAGGAAACUACCUUUCGGGUGUAUAAGCUAAUUGAUGACGUUUAACUAACAGAAUAUCGAAACAAGUUAUGUUUUGCUAAUGGAGGUAUUUGUUCCGAAAUAUUUAUUAUUUCGGAGAGAGCGUCAUUGAAGAGAAGAAGGAACAAUCCUGUGAUGAUAUAUUGUGGUUUUUUUUUGAAUUUAUAAAAUAAAUUUUCAAUACAUUAACAUUAUUUUUUUAGUUUUUUGUCUCAAGCCUUAAUUUUUUGCUCUUUCUAUUUAUGGUCGUUUCAGCACGGUCGUCCCAAUCCGCACUUCCAUUGAAAUAAUUUUAAUUCAUCUUUUUUUUGUUUUGUGUGGUAGUCCCGAUUCACGUGCUCAUCAUUAUCUUUCUAUCAUCCAUACGGUCGUCCCGAUGCCUGCUUGUCCUCUGUUAUUCUAUCGUUUCAUCGUACGGUCGUCCCGAUCCGCAUCUCUAGAGUAGCGCUCAUAAUUAAUAUAUGACUCGUAAUCUUAAGUUUCAAUGCGUUACUGCGAAGUAAAAUGUAUUAAUGCAACGGAUUUACAAGACCGAUGUGCAUCAGUACCUUUUUUUAAUAUCGCCUACUUAAGAUAUUUACAUAUAAUUAAAAAAACGCUCAUGUUAUUACUCCUUAGAAACCAAAGUUCUGCAUUAAUAAACUGCAUUGAUUAAUCCUUGUUUAUUGAAAAAUACAUGUUGAACUAGGUGAAAAUUAAAUCCUUGUUUCUGACAACAAGUUUCAAAUAUGCCAUCAUUCAAGUCAAUCUGCAGUUUAAUAUGAAGCAUUAAAUUUCUACCAACGCUGCUGUUUAAUUGAUACUUUUUUCAGACGUAUCAUUUACUUACUGAUAAUCUUCAUGCAACCCAUGGUAGAACAGUUCUGCCACUUGUAGUCUUCCCCUAACGAGGUAGUAGCGGGCUGACCAUUCAUGUCUUCGUCACAGUGGAGGAAUUCCAGUACUCGUAAUUUGGAGUUGUUCCCCAAAUGGUUUUUUUAUUUAUUUAUGUUCAUUAGCAUUUCAGCCGUUACAGAGCCGGAUUUUAAUCGUGUAUAUGUCACAUGUAUUUGUCGUAUCUAUAAAUAGUACAUUACACAGUAACCAUUUAGGCGUAAGAGUAUUCCUUCUGUUCUUCCAUUGUUCAGUUAGACUGGACAGCGGAGACCGUUGACAUCAUCAUUGUUGUGUUAUUAAUAGAACGACAGCCCGUUGUUUCUUGUAGAGCAGAGCAGUUGUAUGUAUGAAUCGAUCCUAUUUCGACCGUGGAUCGAUCUCCAUCGCUGAUGAUUGUUGCGUGGACAUAAUUAUUUUGUAACAACACAUAGAUGGUCAAUUGAGGGCCCUGAGUUUUGAACUACCGAUCGAUCGCUUACUAAGCGAACGCGCAACCAAUUUAGCUACGAAGAAAUGUGGUAAAGAAUCAUACGCUUCAACAACGCCAAACCAGCAGUUGAAUCAUCAACGUGCCACUGUUUUUGGUCGACGGUCAGCAAACACAGCACCCAUCGCGCGGGUAGCUUUUUCAGUUCCAAAUGUUCAGUUCCAAUGUCGUGCAAAAUCUAUCCCACUCGUUCUUUUGACAUUCAUACAGCUUCAGCUAUCUCGCGUAACUUCACUUUACGCUCAAAACGAGUCGAUGCACUUGUUUUACGAUUUCUUGAUUCGUAGCCUCUUUUGGCUUUCCAGAGUGAGGUGAUUCACUAAACCACCGAAAAAAUAUUGUUGUUCUGAAUGACAGAUCGCGCACAAAAUUGGCAUUAAGACCACUGACAGUAGUACCAACCACACGUACAUAUGUAUCUGGAAAGGCACAGAUUUUUUCGUUAUUUUCGGUACAGAUUCUUACGGUACAGAUUACAGAUUUUCGUCAACAAGUACAGAUUGGUACAGAUUUUCUCCGCGUGUAAAAUUUCUUACAUUUCAAUAAAGCGACAUUAGGGUACCUGACCAUUUUAACGCCGCAUUUAUUGAGGAUUUUUUUUAAGGAAAUUUUGGAACUCAAGCCACUUAAAAUCCUACACCCUUCGGCCACCCACUGGCUUUUGUUAGCGGCGGUGGUGAAGAGAUGCAUUUCACGAUUUCCACAGUUAAUUUUGUUCUCACCAUUUAGAAUGAAUGUGACAGAAAUCGGACUGCCUGCAGAAUAUUUACUACCCUCAACGAUUUAGUGAUUAAUCCUCUAUUGCUUUGUUGGAGUAUGUUUUGCCCCACAUCAAUAGAUUGAAUCGUUUGUUCCAUGCUGUAAACUCUACACCCAAACUAGCAUUGGCAGAAAUGAUGCCAUUUCGUGUGCUGGAGAGUCAAAUGCGCAAAUAAUGUGCUGUUUUAAAAGCUUAAAAAUGGUUUGUAUGUAUGCGAGCAGACAUCUAUUUCUGUUUUCUUUUCUCAUUUCAUUUGGGAUUGUGCCAAAAAAAGUCCUUGCGACGUCAAUGAGGAUCGAACCAAGGCCGGCUGAAAUGCAAAGCUAUUUCACACGACCACGCUAUCCAUAUAGCUGCCAAUGCUGUUAUAUGGAAGCGAGAUAAUAUUACACCUCAUCAUAAAAUGAAGUUGGAAAGAGUUUUCUAAGAGGAUAAUGAAGAACAUGAACGAGAAUAUAUCUUUCUCUGUCUGGGCCGUGUAUUUGGCAAACUAUACGAAAAGCUUUCAUAUGCUUUCAUUUAAAUGUGUCUUCUGUUCCGCUCGCUCCGCUGGCUCUAGCAUAUAUAUUAUACAAAUGAUAUACAUGUCUUGGGGAGUAGAACAUUUUCUGUUAUUUUUCAGCUCAUUUAAUGUAAUAAAUUGGGAUGCCAUAACAUGUGCUGAAAAUUAACUUUGGGUGUAUAUUCACGAUCCAGAAUGAAGAGCAAAAAAAAUUUAUAUCCAACCUUUCUCACUAAUAUUUACGAGGAAUCUAACUUUGUUCAAUGUGCAACACUAUUAAAAUUGAAGAUAAUUUGAAAAGCGGCAGCAGAAGAAACUAUCAGAACAAAAGACAGCAAAAAACAGAUCAUUUUUAAGGAUAUUUGUCGUAGUUUUUUUCGUGGAAAAACUCCUGUCUCGGCAGCUGCUUGAAGUCCGGGUUUGCCAACUUAGUGAUACAAAGUGGGUGUUCAUGUUCUUCAAAUGCACACUCAAAAAAAUACGUCAAACUUAAGUUGACCAAAUUUUCAACGUUCCAUCUAUUACUUUUCCAAAAAAAAAGUUAAAGGUCACACAGUUACCAUGAGUAGUGGGCGUUAUCAUGGAAUAUCGAAUAAUGUAUGUGGGAUGGAUACCAUAGAGGACUCAUGCCAACUGCAAACUAGAUUGAAGAUUAUUGGAUAAGCAAAAUUUAGUUGAGCUGUCUUGUGUACGAAAAGUGGUAACUCGAAAUUUGACAGACCACAACACAGUCGGAACGCAUCUAAUAUAUAUUGUAGUUUUGCCAUUCACUAAAAAAAACCGAGAAUGUCUUGUCUUAUGUGCAGUGGCACUGCGAUGUUCGAAAUAGUUUAAUACCUCACCACAAUGGGUUCGCUAUUUGCUCAAGCAAUGAGUAACAUGCACUAUAAUCAGUGGCUGACACAUAAAGAGAGCAUGUAGAGUUUGAGCACCUGUUAGCUAAACAUACGCACACACACAUUUUCCCUCCCGGCACAUUUGUUAUUGCUAAUUAUAACCCUCUCUGAAUUUGUGAUGCUCGUAAUACUUAAGAAAUUUACUCUAAUUCUUUCGCUCCUCUGAACUAUCAUCGAUACAAAAUCAAAGCAUUCCAGUGGCAAUUAGUAACCUCGCUCAAUUAUUAGAAAUGUGAAAUGGCGAUGAAUGAAUGGGUUACGUAUGUGUGCGACAAACCUAGGAAGAGCCGGUGAUCUAACGAUGGACACAUUCGUCAUGAUACUAUUCGCGUUAAUCAUUGUCGUGAUAGCGCUAGUUUUCCUCUCGAAGCUUCUGUACGAUAAAUAUGUGAAAAAGAGCUCCGUUACGGCCGAUAGUGCCGCGACGACGGGAGCUGCUGGAGCGGCAACGGCGGGAAGCGCGCUUCUGCUGGGUGGAAUAGGAGGAGGAGCUGCUGUAAGCAAGGAUGGCGCCGUGGUCGGAGCCCGCCUGUCGGAACCGAAGGAGGUGCUCGCAUCGAAAAAGGAUAUUCUCCUCGCACAAGCUAAAAAUGGCGCCUUGGGUGGUGGCGCCCGCGUUGGUGGUGGCAGUGGAGGUGCAGCCUUUGCCCAGAAAUCAGGUGUCGGUGGUGCUACAAUUGCUCGGAAACGAAUUUCCCGUAAAAGUCCCGGUCCCGAGCUAACGCAGAAAAAACGAACGAUAAUUCCUCCGUCCAACAUCAACGGAUCGGAUAUGCAAUCAGUGCAAUGGGCCAUUCAUCUGUUCAGGUGGCUCUACUCUGAUCUGGUCGUCGUAAACAAACUGCUGCAGGACUGGAUUGGUACUGUCAAUACGGCUUUAUUGUCCUAUGUUGAAAAGCAUGAAAUGAUCGUGGAAGUGGUUCGUGUACUACCGGAGAGUCUGCCCCCUCAAAUGUCCAGCAUUCUAUGUGAACCAGCAGAGCAGCCGAAUGAGGUGGAACUCAUGUUUGACCUUGAAACCACUCCAGUUCUGCAGAUCAAGGCGUUUAAGUCGACCAAUCAGAAGACAGACGUUUCGCACUACAAAGCGACCGUCUCUCGAUUGAAGACCCGUAUGAGCGUGAUCAUUAACUUUUUCGCGCUCAAGGGUGAAAUGAAGGUGGAAGGAUUCCCUGACAUUAAAAUCCAUCUCAAUACCAUCGGGCCACUGAAAACGGCCAAUGCACAAGAUGAGAAAAAGCAAAACGAUACAAUAAUCGAACUGCUGACAUCCUCCAUUAGGGACGUCGUAUAUCCGAUCGAUUUCUCUAUCUACUCAACCUGUCCACGAUUGAUGGGUGAGGAACCAGAGGAAAUGAUGCCACUCGAUUACUCAGGUUAUUCGCAAUAUAACGACAAUUAUCGUUCGUAUCAAGAUGAUGCGUUUAGCUCUAAUACAAUUACAUCACCAAAGAAACUUCUAGUCAAAAUUGUGAAAGCCGAAAGACUCUUGCAGUGCUCUCAACCAUGCUGUGUUGUUGAAAUGGACGAACCAGCACAAAAACACCAAACGGUUGGGAAAAUGGGACCGAAUCCAUUUUGGGACGAGACCUUCCUUUUUGACUUGUCGAACCAUUCUUCCGAGCUUCUGUUCGAAGUGUAUGACACUGUAGCCGUAGGUAAUGAUAAUAAUCCUAUCGUUGGUGCAUUAUUAGAGCCAUCCGUAGUGGACGCCCCUGUGGCGUCAUCGUUAGAUGCUAUCGAGAGUGCUGCUGAUGAUCAGAUUUCCGAGUUGCAUGAUGAAAAUAAUACCCCUUCUAAAGAUAACAACCUAAACAUGACCGACCUUAACCCAGAGCGAAGCUCCAACAGCCCUGAGACGCUAGCCGGCGAUGACGCUAGUAGUCAGCCCGAGAGCAACGCACAAACUGAUAAAACUAAUGAACAUACUGAUCCAGCUACUACUGUUGUUGAUAACCCUAAGAAAAAACGCAUUAAGUCAUCUGGCGGUUUCCAAAAAUUUCUGGGCCUCGGACUGGUCGGUAUCGAUGAGCUAGCGGAUGGGCCGGCUUCGACGCAAACUUUAGAGCUUCAACCAAGACCAUAUGAGACGGAAAAUAUUACCGGUACAUUGACAGUUGAGUUUGUGUUCAUCGACGCUCCUCCAGCACCGGCUCCUCGACGACAAUUCAUGCAGCAGUCCUUCCGAACCAAUGGGGAAACAAACUUCGCCAGAGAUGGAACCGAAAACACCGGCACUGCGACCACCAACCAUCCCCAAUAUGCCACCCUACCGAGUGCUGGAAAGCAAAUUGCAUCGGCACCGACAUCACCAGCCAAACCCGGCCUCACUAGCAGCGUCAGCUUCAGCGAUCGUAACAAACGUUUCCUGGCGGCGGAUACUAAUCGAUUGAACAAAUCCUUCCUGAAGCCCCCUCCAGUAUCCGACUAUGGCUUGAACGGCACUAAGCAGCAAUCCGAGUCCACACCGGUAUCGCCAGCGCUGUCAUCCGCUUCGCAAACCUUCAACUCCAGCUUCAGCAGCAGUGUCCCGGAGAACGUCAGCAAGGCGAAGCCACGCACCAUCUUCGGCACGCUCAAGAACAAACUCUCACUGUCCAAGAAGUCCAAAUCGAUGGAUAACCCACAGUACAACCCCUCCUAUCCCGGGCAAAUCCACAGUGCUUCGUCGACGCUGAGUCGUGGAUCAUCAGCAGAUCAACGAUCCAACAUCUUCCCCAACAUCAAGAAUCUCUCACGGAAGUCGUCAAUCUCGGACUCCUCCGCUAUAUCGGGCCUAUCGAAUUCCAGUGGCCGAACUUUCCUGCACGAGGAGUCAACCCUGCUGCUGGAGACGUUGGAAAAUAAUGUAGUGAGACAUUAUCUGGUUCCAAUAGAGGUUGCCCUUCGGCAGAAGGCGUGGAAGCGCAAGGGUACUAAACUACACGUGUACAACGACCAUACGUUCAUCGCCAAGCACAUUAAGGGAGGAGUGCUGUGCCAUGUGUGCAAUCGUGGUAUCGCACGCCGCCCUGGUAAACAAGGAUACGAGUGUCGCGAUUGCCUGAUCCAGUGCCACAAGCCAUGUCAUGUGCGGACGCCCCAAGCCUGCCCGAAUCCGAAGAUUCUCUCUGUGCAGCUAUCAGCGUUGCCCGUUCUUAGAGAGUAGAUUUUUCUUAGAUUUUCAUUCUUUUAUCGAACUGAACCGAUUUCCAAGUUGAAAUGGCCUUUUCACUAAAUCAAAAUAGACGUUUGCCUACAGCCACACACAAUAAGCAUUUAAAAAAGCUGCAAAAUCGCGAAACAGAGCGCAUCAUCACAGGAACAGCUGUUAACACGCAAUCAAAAAAAAAAAAGAAAUGUGGAGAAGCUGCUGCAUAUUCAUGAACAAACCUUAUUAUGCAGCAUAAUAGCUAGACAAAUCCGAAUUUUAACAUUAUGAGAACUUUCGAAAUUUUGCGCAUCGUACAAUUUUAAUCACCGACCAGUCUUUGAAUCAAAAUAUUACAAAAAAAAAAUUAAAAGUUAUAAAAAGAAAAAAAGUUGCCUUUAUACAAUAUAUGCUUACAUGAAAAGAUCGAAGUUAAUUCUAAUCGCUCCAGAAAGUUAUGUACAUAAGAGAGAAAAAAAAGUCCUCUGGAAAGAUGACUUGGUGAUACAAACAAGCCUUCUGCAGCUGAAAAUUCUAUUUAUUCUCGUCAAUAGGAUAUAACGUGAGGGGGAAACCCACACAAGAAAUCUCUCUGGACAAGGUUGUGAGACGAACAGGCAUAGCGCAAAACAUACGCAUUCAUGUUGUGUUUCAUUGUUAGGUAUUUCAACAUCUACUGAAGCUUCCGCGCUGCUCUUCUACUACACUUACUAUAAAUAAAAUGGAAAAAAAAAUUAAAGCAUAUAUCGAUGUUAAGUCAUUAGGUAAGAACGCAACUCUCCAAGAGAAAGUCUUUCACGAAAUUGUGGCUGAAAAAGUCGUAUUUGCGAAAAGUCAACAAUGUAUCUAAGUUAUGAUUUCAAAAACAAAGUGCAAUUGGUAAUAUUAUUCAAAA